AUGGGCGCGGUGGCGUCGACGGUGGCGGCGCGCUUCGCGUUCUUCCCGCCGACCCCGCCGUCGUACGGGGUGGAGCCGCCGCCGUCGCCGGCCGCGGCGGCGGCGGACUCGGAGGUGGUGGAGCUCAGCGGGGUGCCCGUGUCGCGGGGCCGCGGCGUGGAGGCGCGGCGGCUGCCCACGAAGCGCGGCACCGAGGUGGUGGCCAUGUACGUGCGCCAGCCCGGGGCGCGCCUCACGCUGCUCUACUCCCACGGCAACGCCGCCGACCUGGGCCAGAUGUACGAGCUCUUCGUCGAGCUCAGCGCCCACCUCAACGUCAACCUCAUGGGUUAUGAUUAUUCUGGGUAUGGACAAUCAUCUGGGAAGCCAAGUGAGCAAAACACUUAUGCUGAUAUAGAAGCUGUUUAUAGGUGUCUUAUAGAAACAUAUGGAGCCUCUGAGGAAAACAUCAUUCUAUAUGGUCAAUCAGUGGGAAGUGGCCCUACUUUGGAUUUAGCAUCUCAUUUGCCUCAUUUACGAGCUGUUGUUCUACAUAGCCCAAUUUCAUCUGGUUUAAGAGUGAUGUAUCCUGUAAAGCAUACAUAUUGGUUUGACAUAUAUAAGAACAUUGACAAAAUUCCUCUGGUCAAGUGUCCUGUAUUAGUUAUACAUGGUACAGCUGAUGAGGUUGUUGACUGUUCUCAUGGGAGGGCACUAUGGGAACUAUCCAAAGUGAAAUACGAGCCUCUGUGGGUCAAAGGAGGGAACCACUGUAAUUUGGAACUGUACCCAGAAUACAUUAAGCACCUGAAAAAAUUCGUCAAUGCCAUUGAGAGAUUGCCACCAGUUAAAGAUGAAUCUCCUGAGAGUUCAGGUCCUUUAGAUCCUAGUGAAACAGGAUCCGAAAGUGCAGAGAGCUCACAGAGAAGCACCGAUAUCCAGGACAAACCAAGAUCAAGCAUUGAUCAUAGACCUAGCAUUGAUCGACGGGAGAAACCUAGGGGAAGUAUAGACAGGAGAGAUAAAAGCAGAAAGAGCGUUGAUCAGCUUGACAAACCACGGGCUAGUGUGGAUCAAACUGACAGGCCACGGAAGAGCAUCGAUCGCUUUGGGGGGAUGAUGAGGUCAGUCAAAUUGUGCAAUAUUGACUGUUUCACUGCGGCUUCUGGGAGCUGA
Miscanthus lutarioriparius is the source of this 1155-nucleotide messenger RNA. Lineage: Eukaryota; Viridiplantae; Streptophyta; Magnoliopsida; Poales; Poaceae. The record is from the annotation of a GenBank genome assembly.